AUGACAACAUGAGCUAGUCUAGGCCUUCAAGAUAGAGCAUCACCUCUUAUAGAACAAUUAACGUUUUUUCACGAUCACGCACUUAUAAUUCUAGUAAUAAUUACAACUUUAGUUGGAUAUUUAAUAUUUAUAUUAUUUUUUAAUUCUUACACAAAUCGAAAUUUAUUACAUGGACAAACUAUUGAAAUAAUUUGAACUAUUUUACCAGCUAUUGUUUUAUUAUUUAUUGCUUUUCCUUCUCUUCGGUUAUUAUAUUUAUUAGAUGAAAUUAAUGAACCUUCUAUCACUUUAAAAGCUAUUGGUCAUCAAUGAUACUGAAGCUACGAAUAUUCAGAUUUUAUAAACGUAGAAUUUGAUUCUUAUAUAAUCCCAACAAAUGAAUUAUCAAAUGAUGGUUUCCGUUUAUUAGAUGUAGAUAAUCGAAUUAUUUUACCUAUAAAUUCACAAAUUCGUAUUUUAGUGACAGCCGCAGAUGUAAUUCAUUCUUGAACUAUCCCAGCUCUAGGAGUAAAAGUUGAUGGAACUCCUGGGCGUCUAAAUCAAACUAAUUUUUUAAUAAAUCGACCUGGCUUAUUUUAUGGUCAAUGUUCAGAAAUUUGUGGAGCUAACCAUAGUUUUAUACCAAUUGUAAUUGAAAGAAUUCCUACAAAUUAUUUUAUUAAAUGAAUCACUAGCAGAGUUAAUUAA
Molecule: messenger RNA, 687 nt
Organism: Ceratitis capitata (Mediterranean fruit fly)
Lineage: Eukaryota; Metazoa; Arthropoda; Insecta; Diptera; Tephritidae
Source: the annotation of a RefSeq genome assembly